CCCUGGUCGGACCCUGUCCACAGGUCGGACCUUGGUCGGACCUUGUCCACAGGUCGGUCGGACCCUGGUCGGACCCUGUCCAUAGGUCGGACCCAGGUCGGACCCUGUCCACAGGUCGGACCCUGGUCGGACCUUGUCCACAGGUCGGACCCUGGUCGGACCCUGUCCAUAGGUCGGACCCUGUCCCCAGGUCGGACCCUGUCCCCAGGUCGGACCCUGUCAGUUUCCUGAUCUGAAGUCUGAGAUGAUUAAAUGAACAUUAUUUUAAAUGAAUGCUAAUUUAAGAUUUCUGCAUCCUUAUUGAUCAGAAGUUAAGACUCAGUUUGAUAAUGUCUCUGAGUCAUACUACAGACAGAAACCCCAGGUGUGUUCAGGUGAUGUGGGUUUAGUUUCUGACUUCGAGGUCUCGUGCUGGGAGGAGGUCCUGAUGGAGCUGUCUGAGCCUGAGGCGGAGACACACGGUGACCAGGAGAGACCCAGACCUGAAGCUCCAACACCUGACCUGCCUGGUCUGCAGGAUCCUGGUCCCUCAGCAGUCCUUAGUCCCCCCCCUGCUGAGGCCGGCGGCGGUCUGUUGUCUUUACCGUGGGAGAUGUUGACCAACAUCGUCUCGCACCUCCCCGCUCAGUGUGUGCUGGACGUGCUGCCGAAGGUCUGUCAUGCUUUAGAGGAUGUGGGGAAGGACAGCACGGCCUGGCAGCUACGGGCGGGCAGACUCAUAGGGUGCAGAGCCGCCUAUCCUGUGGGGCCGAGGGAGGACUUUGACUGGCCCUCUGGCUGUGUGGAGAUGGAACAGCUGAUUACCUGCUGGACGGACGGAGCGCACCUCAGAGCGAAACAGACACGGCAGGAUGAGAGGGAACAGGUGAGGCAGCAACGGGAUGACGCUGUGAAUCAGCUGGAGGAGGAGGAGGAGGAAGAAGAGCCCAGGAAUCAGGAAAAUGGAGGACCAGUACAGAUUGAUGAGCAUCAACCACCCAGGGGUCCCAGCCCGCCCCCGAUGCUGGAGUGCAUCCCUCUACCUUCAGGCCACAUUGCUCAGGUGAACUCUGUCCUCCUCAUGGGGGGAGGGGGGAACGUUUUGGCCACAGGUUCCAGAGACUGGAAUGUGAAGCUGUGGGACUUGCAGGUGGGAUGUGGAGCCAAGCUGCUGCACACAUUAGGAGGACAGGGGGACUUCAGCACACAUCGGGGUUGGGUCUGGUGUCUGGCGUCUCAAGCUCAUCAGCUGGCCUCGGGGGGCUUCGACAGCACUGUGAGGCUGUGGGACCUGCAGGCAGGCGGAGCAAAGAAGGGUCUGAUCAGGGCGGGGGCCGCUGUCCUCUGUUUGUCCUGUCAGACUGACGUCCUGCUGGCUGGUACGUUCGACAAGAGGGUCAACAUGUACGACACCAGAGCGGUUCAGCCCCUGGUGAAAAGCAUCCGUCUCCAUGGUAACGCUGUAAUGUGCCUCGCUGCAGAUGAUCAGUUCAUCAUCUCCGGGAGUAAAGAUGGAACGGUGGCUGUGUACGACCGCAGGGCGGGCAAGGACUUAAAGAAGCUUCAGCUCGCCUCGUACCUGCAGUCCAUGAGUUACAGCGGCCGUGAGGUGUGGGCGGGAGACAACAGCGGGAUGAUCCACUGCUUCUCCAUGCAGGCGGGGACUCUGAAACCCGUCUCCAGGUUCGAUGUGGGACAUGUAGCUAUGAUUACCGGCAUCCACAGGUCGGCCGGAAGCCUCUACACCUGUUCCACCGACCGCACUGUGAAGGUUCACGUCCCCUGCUCCCCUCCGAGGACACUAUGCACACAGCGUCACGAAGCCGGAGUCAACGGGCUGAGUGUGGAGGCAGGU
This is a messenger RNA of Notolabrus celidotus (New Zealand spotty), 1834 nucleotides long. RefSeq names its product F-box and WD repeat domain containing 9 (gene fbxw9). The record is from RefSeq and is a predicted model, not a curated record. NCBI's taxonomy places the organism in Eukaryota, Metazoa, Chordata, Actinopteri, Labriformes, Labridae. The annotation marks the transcript as partial. Gene Ontology annotation, molecular function: histone binding. Gene Ontology annotation, cellular component: Set1C/COMPASS complex. The transcript is spliced from 8 exons.